Molecule: messenger RNA, 1648 nt
Organism: Paraphaeosphaeria sporulosa
Lineage: Eukaryota; Fungi; Ascomycota; Dothideomycetes; Pleosporales; Didymosphaeriaceae
Exons: 2
Coding region: 62-1429 (455 amino acids)
Biological process (GO): DNA replication-dependent chromatin assembly; CENP-A containing chromatin assembly
Cellular component (GO): nucleoplasm
Molecular function (GO): histone binding
Source: RefSeq, a predicted model, not a curated record
CUCGGCGACAAACCUCGUACCGGAUCGUUGCCGCACAGAGAAGGCCGAAAAAUCCAGCACAAUGGCCGAGCCCACCCCCGACGUCGCCGCAGACACGGCCGAGCUCCCCGCGACCAAAGAGAAGCUCGACGAGCUCACCCAGGCCGCCUCCCUCCAGUACUCGCUCAAGAACUUCUCCGCUGCCGCCGACCACUAUGCCGACGCCGCCGAGAUCCAGUCCAAGCUCAACGGCGAAAUGGCUCCCGAGAACGCAGAGCUGCUCUUCAACUACGGCCGCGCGCUCUACAAGGUCGCAAUCGCAAAGAGCGAUGUGUUGGGCACCAAGGUCGCACAGGAGGAGAAGAAGAAGCCCAAAUCCAAGAAAGCGAAGAAGGAGGACACGAUACCAGAAGAGGGCAGCACAGCAACCAACGGCGCACCAGCGGCAGCAGGGAAGGAACAGACGGUCCAGUCGAAGCCGUUCUUCCAGCUGACCGGCAUGGAGAACUGGGAUGACUCAGACGAGGAGGAGGAAGAGACCGACGGCGAGGAAGGCCAGGAGGAAGAGCAAGACGAUUUCGGGGAUGCGUUUGAGAUGUUCGAGAUUGCGCGCGUACUGUAUCACAAGCAGCUGGAAGCACUCGACGGCAGCGACAGUGCAGGCAAAGGCAAAGGCAAGGGCAAGGCCGAGCUCUCCCCAGAAGCCCGCGCAAUCAAGACGAAACUCGCAGACAUCUACGGCUUCCUCGUCGAUCUAUCUUUCGAGAACGAGCGCUUCCACGACGCGAUACCAGAUGCACGCAGGUCGCUCGAGCUCCUGGAGGAGCUACAUCCAUUCGGGCACGAGCAGGUCACAUCAGCGCACUACACGCUGUCGCUAGCCCUGGAGUUCGCAUCCAUGGCGAAGAUUCGCGAGCAGCAGGCCAACAAGGAAGCCGCCCCCGAAGACGCCCAGAAGCAGGAAGAAGACGUUGUGGACUGGGACCUGCGCAACGAAGCCAGCAAGCAGACCGAGCUCGCCAUUCAGAACCAGGAGGCACAUCUCAAGAAAGCAGAGGAGUCUCUCACAGCAGAGACGUUCACCCCUGAGCGGAAGAAGGAGCUCGAGGCCGAGCUCGCAGACAAGAAGAGCAUGCUAGAGGACCUCAAGACACGGCUCGCCGACCUCAAAGAAGACCCCACAAAGCAAAAGUUCGACGCCGUCGACCCAACCGUCUUCCAAGGCCUGCUCGGCGGCCUCCUCGGCGCAGACCCUGCAACGCAAAAGGCCGCGCUCGCCGAGGCGACAAAGUCUGCUAACGACAUCUCGGGUCUCGUCAAGACGAAGAAGAAGGAGAAGCCCGCGCCUGCAGGAUCAUCGUCCGCGGCAGAGGCGUCGGGUAAGCGGAAACUGGAGGUCGACGAAGACGCAGCGAAUGGGAAGAGAGCGAAGACGGAGGAGAUGCAGUGAGCGGUGGGCGGGCAUUGAUACCCUUUUCUUUCUUCGUCAGAGAGUGAUCCUCGCGUCCCAGUCAUCUUGAUCAUGUUGCGAUGCUUUGAGAGCUUGAUUAGUUGUUUGGUGGUGAGAUGGGUAGGCAUGACGAGCAUCACGGGCGGCAAAGACAUAGUCUGCUUGGCACGGUGCCGUUGGUUAUCACGUCACGCAGCAAAUGCAAAUGUUAUGAACGCG